AUGGCUGUGCGAGUGAUCCCAAUCAAGUCUCGGACCUCAGUGUGGGUGUCUGGGGUCUUCGGCUUGUCUUCUGUGGCACAAGUGGUAUUAGGAAGAGGAGACUUUGGGCAGCAUCUGAGCAUCAAUCUGGGAUUUGGCAUUGGUGUGACCUUGGGCAUCCAUGCAGCUGGAGGAAUAUCUGGAGCUCAUCUGAACGCUGCCAUCACCCUCACACACUGCAUUUUAGGAAACCUCCCCUGGAGAAAGUUCCCAGCUUACCUGGUCGGCCAGUUCCUGGGCUCGUUUACGGCAGCAGCCACCGUCUUUGGCCUCUACUAUGAUGCUCUGUACGACUACACCAAGGGGAACUUUACAGUGACAGGACCAACUGCCACGGCAUCCAUCUUUGCCACUUACCCCGCUCCCUACAUAUCCUUGCUGGGGGGCUUCUUCACAGAGUUUAUGGCGACAGCGAUGCUGCUCCUGGGCAUUCUGAUCAUCCACGAUGAGAAAAACAAUGGAGCCCUGAAAGGCACGCAGGCCCUGCUCACAGGGAUCCUGGUCCUGGGCAUCGGCCUGGGGAUGGGGUUGAACACAGGCUACGCCAUAAAUCCCUCUCGGGACCUGCCCCCCAGGGUCUUCACGGCAAUUGCUGGCUGGGGAACGGACGUCUUCACGGCUGGACAUCACUGGUGGUGGGUCCCACUCACAGCUCCGGUACUGGGAAGUCUUGCUGGUGUUCUAAUCCACAAACUCUUCAUUGAUUUUCAUAACCAACCUGUCCUGGAAAGUCGAAAUGAGAAAGGACAGCCAGUUGUGGAGAGUUCUACGCUGUGA
This is a messenger RNA of Eurypyga helias (sunbittern), 816 nucleotides long. Its product is annotated as aquaporin-7-like. The record is from RefSeq and is a predicted model, not a curated record. Bases 1 to 816 code for a protein of 271 amino acids. The transcript is spliced from 6 exons. Gene Ontology annotation, cellular component: basolateral plasma membrane; plasma membrane. Gene Ontology annotation, biological process: water transport; glycerol transmembrane transport. Gene Ontology annotation, molecular function: water channel activity; glycerol channel activity; urea transmembrane transporter activity. Lineage: Eukaryota; Metazoa; Chordata; Aves; Eurypygiformes; Eurypygidae.